This is a messenger RNA of Mangifera indica (mango), 1663 nucleotides long. Its product is annotated as alkaline ceramidase-like. Gene Ontology annotation, molecular function: hydrolase activity, acting on carbon-nitrogen (but not peptide) bonds, in linear amides. The record is from RefSeq and is a predicted model, not a curated record. Gene Ontology annotation, cellular component: membrane. Gene Ontology annotation, biological process: response to salt stress; defense response to other organism; ceramide metabolic process. The transcript is spliced from 4 exons. NCBI's taxonomy places the organism in Eukaryota, Viridiplantae, Streptophyta, Magnoliopsida, Sapindales, Anacardiaceae. The coding region runs from base 658 to 1422 and encodes 254 amino acids.
AACCAUAGGGUAUACCUGUCUAUUCAUCAAGCAAACCAAUCCCAAACCGCACAAAAACUGAAUCCAACGGCCACGCUUCUCCGUACGAGAGAGACCCUUUUAGCCCACCAAAAAUUUCUAGCCACGCGCUUCACCUCGCCAACCAUCACGCCCGCGAUCGUCAUUCUUUCUAAAGAAAAGCGAAAGUAAACGAAAGCGAAUGUAAGAGAGGAGAGAAAGAAGCUUAUGUUAACAGAGUUUUAGUUAGUUAGAUUUGUGUUGCUUGAUAGAUCUGGUUGGUGGGAAACAGUUUUUGCUGGAUUAAACGUGACGUCUUGUUGGGUCAACAAAUUUUGGCUUCUAUAAUUUCAGUUUGCCUUUUUUAUAAAGGAAUUCCACAAAUGGGGUUGAGCGCUUUGGUUCGUAAUUGGAUUUUUUAAUUGUUGAGUUGGCAAAAUAUUGGAUUAGUUGUGAGCUGAAUUUGAAGUGUUGUUGUGGUGUGGCAUCUCGGUGUUUGGAGGAUGGCUUGGAAACUUUCUGAGCGUUGCUAGUUUGGUUAGUUAGCGCAGGGGUUGUGGAAGUGACGAUUUAAGAUUGCAGGUUUUAUGAACACUUUGCUAUCAUAGCUGAAGGUGCCUGAACUGAAUAUUCAUACACUUUGGGCACACACACUGCAUAAUGGCAGAUGGACUAUCAAGCUUCUGGGGUCCUGUCACUUCAACUGACUGGUGUGAAAAAAAUUAUGUCUACUCUUCUUAUGUGGCAGAGCUUUUCAAUACUAUUUCAAAUGUACCUGGCAUUCUUUUGGCACUUAUUGGCCUUAUAAAUGCCUUGAGACAGCGAUUUGAAAAGAGGUUUAGUGUUCUUCACAUAUCUAAUAUGAUACUUGCCAUUGGCAGCAUGCUAUAUCAUGCCACUCUGCAACAUGUGCAACGGCAAGGUGAUGAAACACCAAUGGUGUGGGAAAUUCUCCUAUAUAUCUAUAUUCUCUACUCACCCGAUUGGCACUACAGGAGUACAAUGCCCACCUUCUUGUUUCUUUACGGUGCUGCAUUUGCUAUUAUACAUGCGCUGUUUCGUUUUGGAAUUGGCUUCAAGGUACAUUACAUCAUACUGUGUCUUCUUUGCAUCCCUCGGAUGUACAAGUACUACAUCCACACUGCAGAUGUAUCUGCAAAGCGUCUUGCGAAGCUAUAUGUAGGCACCAUAAUCCUAGGAAGUCUUUGCUGGCUAUUUGAUCGCCUGUUCUGUGAGAAGGUGUCUACUUGGUACUUGAAUCCCCAAGGUCAUGCAUUGUGGCAUAUUAUCAUGAGUUUCAACUCAUAUUUCGCAAACACAUUCCUGAUGUUUUGCCGUGCCCAACAGCGGGGAUGGAAUCCAAAAGUUGUUCACUUAAUGGGAUGUUUCCCGUAUGUGAAGAUUGAAAAACCAAAAACCCAGUGAAGAAUUGCUGAACAAGAAAAUUAUACUCUCCUCUUGCUCACAUUUUGUUGGUAGGUGUAUGGUUUCGGUAAGUCAAGCAAUAGCAAUUUUAUAAUUCUUUUUCCCUUAUUUCCUAAAAUAGAUGUAAAUGAUAAUUGGAUGUGAUAUGACCUGUUGAGAUAUUAGUUGAUUUUAACUGUAAGAAAAGUGUCAUCUUUUUUCUCAUUUUCCAAAAGAGGAAGCAGAAAUAUUUGGUAGCACA